CGGAGGGAGGCGGGCCGGUGACUCAUGGCUUCCCAGCGGCGAGCGGCUCCUCCCCGCGGCCGCCGGCCCCGCCGCAGCCCCCGGCACAUGGGCCGAGGGUCGGGGUGCUCGGAGCUGGGGAUGGCCGGAGCUGCCGGCCGCUGCCCGGAUUGCUCGGAAGCCGACCGGGCUCGGGGAAGGGGCCGCGGGGUCCCUCCGUGCGUUCCCCACCUGGGGAUCGCGGUGGAUGAGGGCGAUGUGCUGCCCGGGGCGCUGCGGCUGGUGCGGGAGCUGAGACCCGGCUGGGAGCCGGCGAGGGUGAAGACCAAGCUCUUCACCGACGGCAUCACCAACAAGCUGGUGGCCUGCUACACGGACGAGGACAUGGUGGACGCCGUGCUGGUGCGCAUCUACGGCAGGAAAACGGAGCUCUUCGUGGACCGGGAGACGGAGCUGAGGAACUUCCAGGUGCUGCGCGCCCACGGCUGCGCCCCCGACCUCUACUGCGCCUUCCAGAACGGGCUCUGCUACGAGUUCCUGCCCGGCAUCGCCCUGGGGCCCGACCACGUGCGGGACCCCCGCAUAUUCAGGCUGGUGGCCCAGGAGAUGGCCCGGGUGCACGCCAUCCACGCCAACGGGAGCCUCCCCAAGCCCAUCCUCUGGCAGAAGCUGCACAAAUACCUCACCCUCGUGAAGAUGGACCUCAGCCCAAAGGUACCCAACCCCAGCGUCCACCAGGACGUGCCCAGCCUGGAAACGCUUGAACACGAGCUGGCCUGGAUGAAGGAGACGCUGUCCCAGCUGGGCUCCCCGGUGGUGCUGUGCCACAACGACCUGCUCUGCAAGAACAUCAUCUACAACAGGACGCAGGAGCAAGUUCGGUUCAUCGACUACGAGUACACCGGCUACAACUACCAGGCCUUCGACAUCGGGAACCACUUCAACGAGUUUGCGGGCGUGAAGGAGGUGGAUUACCGCCUCUACCCCAGCAAGGACACCCAGCUGCAGUGGCUGCGCUCCUACCUGCAGGCUUACAAGCAGCUCACCCAGGGCGAGCAGGGGGGCGCGGGGCCAGCCGUGUCCGACAAGGAGCUGGAGGCUCUCUACGUGCAAGUGAACAAGUUUUCCUUGGCAUCCCAUUUCCUCUGGGCAUGCUGGGGCCUGAUCCAGGAUAAAUACUCUACCAUAGACUUUAACUUCUUAAGAUAUGCAAAGCUAAGAUUUAAACAGUACUUCAAGAUGAAGCCGGUGGUCACAGCCCUGCAGCUCUCCAAAUAGCAUCUCUGGCCCGUGAGACCCUGAGCUAUUUUGUCCUUGCUGCGUCCACAGCCCCCGGCGCCCCCCUCGCCCCUUCCCCGCCCCAGCCGGGGGUGAGGGCAGGUCCUGCUGGUGGCGAGGGGGGGAGAGGAGCUCUGCCCCAGCCCCCCCGCUUAAAGGACACCCUGGACAUACCCAAGACUGGACCACGAGACGCUCGACAGGACCACGGCCUCGGGGAGGUCCCUGCCCUGCGCAAGGAAACCUCGCCACCCGGCUCAGCCCCGCUGCCCAGCGGCUCCGUGCCCCGCUGGCACCGCUGCUGCCGGGCCUGGCAGCGGGUUUAUUCCCUCCGUGCCGUCCCCAAGGGAGGGAUCGGGUCCCCCCCCCAGCUGCUCAGCAGCCCCAGGAGCUGCCAGGUCGCUCCAGCUGCCCAACGCACACGCUGCGCCCGUCGCCGUCUUGGCUCCCUGCCUCCUCCUUGCUCGGUGUCCCUCGGGCUCUCACCCCCCCCCCAAAAAAAAAAAAACAAAAUAACACCUUUUAGGUCAGUGUUGAUCCCAGAUUUGGGGCCGUCUCUGAGCAGGGGACCCUUUUCCAUACCGGCUCCAGGAUGCUGCGAGGCAGCGAGGGGCAGCGAUGGCUCGGGGUGCCCGCGCCCCCCGCGCUGCGCUCAGCCCACAGCUGCUUUUCCCUGGGGGGGCGAGGUCUCCUGGGCCCCCCAUCUCCUCCCUGACCCCCCUUACAGCAUCCCACAGCAGGGCAGCUCCCCCAGCACCGGGGGGGUGAGAGGGGGUUGGUGCUGCCCCAUCCUUGUGCCCUUGGCGCAGCGCCGUGUGGGACACCCCGGUGAUGGAGCCACCCUGCCCCAAAAAGUGGGGGGGGGGCACAGCUUUGUCCCCGGGUGGCGUUCAUCAUCAUCAUCAGCUGGGGAGGUGGGGGGGGAGUUGGGGACAGCGGACUGUCAGGGCCCAGGAAUUUACCCCACUUUUUUUUGUUGGGGGUUUUUUGGGGACUUUUUGUUGCGUUCGGUGUUGGUUUCGGUGCGCAAUAAAAGCUGCUGGUAGCUGGAAA
Molecule: messenger RNA, 2310 nt
Organism: Anas platyrhynchos (mallard)
Lineage: Eukaryota; Metazoa; Chordata; Aves; Anseriformes; Anatidae
Gene: ETNK2
Product: ethanolamine kinase 2
Biological process (GO): phosphatidylethanolamine biosynthetic process
Cellular component (GO): cytoplasm
Molecular function (GO): ethanolamine kinase activity
Source: RefSeq, a predicted model, not a curated record